AGCUGAACCGGAGGGCGGCGGGAGACUCUCCCUAUAAAUAGCCCAUCCCACGCUCCGGGAGCGGAGACACCGAAAUAGCACCGAGCCGGGACCGGGAGGAGGCUCCCCCCACUUCGCCCCCCGGUGGGACGGGAGUCGCGGCUGAGCCUCCGCCGCACCGGGGAGCGCAGGGAGGGAGGAACGGGCGGUCCCCGGUGCCGAGCCCCCCCUCUGCCGGUGCCCGGGGCGGCGCUGCCGGCGGGGCCGGGGCUCCCGUGCCCGCCCCUCGGCGGCGCGGGGAGGUGGCGGCGCGGAGCGGCGGCGGCGCCCGGGCGGGGAUGGCGUCUCCGGGACUGCUGAAACCGGCGGCCGGCAGCGUGCCCGGCACCAAGGUGGAGCUCACCGUGUCCUGCCGGAACCUGCUGGACAUGGACACCUUCUCCAAAUCUGACCCAGUGGUGGUCCUCUUUGUGCAGGGCUCAGGCGGCAGCGAGUGGAAGGAGUUCGGGCGUACGGAAGUGAUUGACAACACCCUGAACCCCGACUUUGUCCGCAAGUUUGUCCUCGACUACUACUUCGAGGAGAAGCAAAAUCUCCGCUUUGAUGUCUAUAACGUGGACUCCAAGAGCUGCUCCAUUUUAAAGCAGGACUUCCUGGGUCAGGCGUUCGUGGCACUGGGAGAGGUAAUCGGUUCGCAGCGAGGCCGCCUGGAGAAACCACUCACGGGAGUCCCAGGAAAGCGGUGCGGGACCAUCCUGCUGCUGGCCGAGGAGCUGAGCAACUGCCGGGACAUCGUCACAAUGCAGCUCUGCGCCAACAAGCUCGACAAGAAGGAUUUCUUUGGAAAAUCCGACCCCUUCCUCGUCUUCUACCGCAGUAAUGAGGAUGGCACCUUCACCAUCUGCCAUAAGACAGAAGUGGUGAAGAACACGCUCAACCCGGUGUGGCAGCCCUUCACCAUCCCCGUGCGCGCGCUCUGCAACGGUGACUACGACCGGACGGUAAAGAUAGAUGUGUACGACUGGGACCGGGAUGGGAGCCACGACUUCAUCGGUGAGUUUGCCACCAGCUAUCGGGAACUCUCCCGAGCACAGAGCCAGUUCACGGUGUACGAGGUGCUGAACCCCAGGAAGAAAUGCAAGAAGAAGAAAUACGUGAAUUCCGGCACCGUGACGUUGCUCUCCUUCUCUGUUGAGUCCGAGUUCACCUUUGUUGACUACAUCCGGGGCGGGACACAGCUGAAUUUCACCGUUGCCAUCGACUUCACGGCCUCCAAUGGGUUGCCGUCACAGCCCACCUCACUGCACUAUGCGAGCCCCUACCAGCUGAGCGCCUAUGCCCUAGCGUUGAAGGCAGUCGGGGAGGUCAUCCAGGACUACGACAGUGACAAGCUCUUCCCCGCCUAUGGCUUUGGUGCCAAAGUCCCACCUGAUGGCAAGAUCUCCCACCAGUUCCCCCUGAACAACAACGUGGACAACCCCAGCUGUGCUGGCAUUGAGGGCGUGCUGGAGUCCUACCUCCAGAGCCUGCGCACUGUCCAGCUCUAUGGUCCCACCAACUUCGCUCCUGUCAUCAACCAGGUGGCUGGAACGGCUGCCCAGGUGACCGACGGCUCACAGUACCACGUCCUCCUCAUCAUCACUGAUGGUGUCAUCUCUGACAUGCUGCAGACCAAGGAAGCCAUCGUCACCGCUUCCGCCUUGCCCAUGUCUAUCAUCAUUGUGGGAGUGGGUCCAGCUGAGUUUGAGGGCUUGGCAACACGGGCUGUCACUCCCCAGCCAUGGAGGAGCUGGAUGGUGACGAGGUACGAGUGUCUUCCCGGGGACGCUAUGCAGAGAGGGACAUUGUACAGUUCGUGCCAUUUCGGGAUUACGUGGACGAUUCGGGAAACCAGGUGCUGAGCAUGGCCCGCCUGGCCAAGGACGUGCUGGCUGAGAUCCCUGAGCAGCUGCUCUCCUACAUGAAGACCCAUGACAUCAAGCCUCGACGGGCGGACCCCCAGUAGCUUCUCCACAUGUUGCGGGGCUGGCUGGUGAGGAGAGGACAUCUCACCCUUCCUCUUGGAACUGGAAACUCCUCUUGAAACUCUCACCCUUCCUCCUUCCAACUGGAGCCCAGUUGUGGAGAUGUGACCUCUGCAAGGGCAAUAGCCAGCUGCUGUGGCCAGUAGAUGUGGCUGGGACUCUCCUCUUCUGGCAGCCAGACAUCGGGCCUGGAUGUCCCCAGCUGCCCCGCUGCUCCUGCCCAGCUAGCAGUGAUGCCCUGGCACAACGGGGCCAGCUCGGACUGAACCGUCCCUCUGCCAUGGGUGCGGGCAUGGCCGGUGCCUGCGCAGAGGCCAUUGGGGGGUCAUGGUGUGUCCGUCCCAGGAGGGCAUCCUGGCUCCCUUCCCCAGGGGGCGGCUGACCCUGCGGCUGGGCGCACGCGGGGGACCCCGGCCUCGCCAGGUCCUUGGGGCAGGGGCUCUCAGCCCUCCUGCCUGUGUCCUGCUGCUCGGCUGACCCCGGCACCCCAGUUCCCCGGCUCUGGUGCCCCGGGCCUGCCCCACAGCCCAUCCCAAUGCAGGGCCUCGCCCCACAGCCAUGGGGGACCUCCAGGCUGAGCCCCACAGCCAUAGGAUGCUGCAGGGCUGAGUCACACUGCCGCGGGGUGCCCCACGCUGACCCCCACGGCCAUGGGGUGACACUGGGCUGAGCCCCACAGCCGGGGGGUGCCGGGCGGCUCCUCGGGAGGGCAGGCGGGGUCUGUACUGCGUUACCGAUUGUAAA
Messenger RNA from Cuculus canorus (common cuckoo), 2747 nucleotides. RefSeq names its product copine family member 9 (gene CPNE9). Bases 318 to 1880 code for a protein of 520 amino acids. The transcript has 20 exons. The record is from RefSeq and is a predicted model, not a curated record. Gene Ontology annotation, biological process: cellular response to calcium ion. Gene Ontology annotation, cellular component: plasma membrane. Gene Ontology annotation, molecular function: calcium-dependent phospholipid binding. Lineage: Eukaryota; Metazoa; Chordata; Aves; Cuculiformes; Cuculidae.